UGGUUAAGAACACACGGCUUCAAACGACGUCGAGUCGUGCCCCGCAUUACUGUUUCUUCCAUUGCACUUUUUCUAUUUCCAAAACGAAAUUCAAAUUAGUAGAUCGAAGUUCCAAGCUUUCGCGACUUCAACAAUAAUCCUCAAAAACCUCUCUCGUUAUUCGAAUCUUCAAAUGGAUGACCAAACGCAGUCUAACAACAAGAAAAACGACGACUACCAAGUUACUGAACAACCAUCAGAACCUAAACCGUCGGUCGCCGGAGCCGGUGGUGGAAAUUGGGGUGGUUGGGGGUUUUCUCCGCUUUCCAUUCUAUCCGAUCUUCAGAAGGCCGCUGCCGUCGCUGCUGAAGAGAUCUCCCGCAAUGCUGCUUCAGUCGCAGAGACAGCAUCAAAGAGCAUUGCAGAGUUGCAAAUAACUGCUGAAGAUUCAGAAUCUCCCAAAGAGGAUGUAGGGGUGGAAGAAUCUGCAAAGGAAAGUGACGAUGAGAGCGAGGCCGCCCCAUUGCGAAGGUCUGCUCUGGAUAAAUUGGAGAAAGCUAGUGAAGAUUCACUGCUUAGCCAGGGUUUGAAGGUUUUUGAUAACUCUGUGGAGACUUUUGCUUCUGGAGCAUGGAGUGCUUUAGGAAAUGCGUGGAGAGAGGGCAGUGACUUAGUAUACAAGCUCGAGAAUUCAGCUUCAAACCUUGCAGGAGCUGCACAACAUGAUGGGCCAGGAGCUGCAGGUUCUAAUGCACCUUCCCUAUUAGAGACUGGAAAAGCUUUUACUGCAAAAGGAAUGCAAGUGCUUGAAUAUGUGGGUAAGGAGACAAUUGACUUAUUAAUCAGUGAAACUGGAAUUGAGGUUGAGAAGGCCAGUAAAGAAGGUGAUGGAGAUCAAUUAUCCGAAGAGGUGACAUUUGAUCGAUGUUUUUACAUUUAUGGAGGUCCGGAGCAGCUGGAGGAACUGGAGGCUUUGUCUAGUCAUUAUGCCUUGUUGUUUAACAGGAGAAAAACAAAACUAUCUGCAGAGCAAAAAUCUUUAUUUGAAGGGAAGCUUAAAGAGGUGCAACAAAUUUUUGAUUUGAGUACUGAAAUUGAUGCUGGUGCUGAUUCUAACAAAGGAAAAACAGUAAAGAGAGAGAAUGGGGGAAGCAGUGAUGAGAUAAAGAAUUUACAUGAUUCCAGUGUUGGCCAGGCUGCCGAAAUGGCUGCUGGUUUCACGAAUGCCUUGACUGGCCUAGCUGUUAAUGAUAUAAUUCAGAGAACUUCUGGAAGAAUAGACUCUCUUCAUUCUGAGGGAGUUCAUAGACUGUCUGAAAUGUGCUGUUUCGCGGUGUCACAAUUUCUUACGUUAAGCAAAUCCCUCAUUUCUCUUGCCAACAAAACUGAGGAUGAAGAAAUUGAUGCCGAUAAGGCUAACAUAGAGUGGCCUGAAGACGCUUCUGCAAAAGCUAAGAUCAUAAGGAUAAAUACCCAGACAAUGAUUGGAUAUUUGGAAGCAGUUUCGAACAGUUUUAUUACAGGCAUAUCUGAUGUAUCUGAGGCCUAUCAAGCUGCCAUUAAAGGUGUUACUGCCGAGUCUCCCACAGAUGUUCCCAAGGUAUCAUCAGUUAAGGAAAAAGCCGAUUCUUUCUCUCAACACCUUCGAGCUGACCAAACCACAGCAAUAAGUAAAAUCCAGGACGGGGUGCAAUUUUUAGCUCACGUUGUCCUUUCAACUUCAAUGAAUGCUGUUUGAACACCAAUGUUUCUAUUUUGUAAAUAGUUCAGGAUUUAAUUUCAAAAGUGAUACCACUCAACUAUGCCGAGCAGAUUUUUAGCUCAUAUUGAUGAUUGUGCGGUACAGGCACUCUUUAGUAGUGUUUGAACUGGGACAGAUUUGUCCUGUAAAAUGUAAUACGUAGUCCUUUUUUCCCUUUAUUUUCUCAAACCAUCAAAUCAGUUCUUAUAUUAGAUGUAUGCAAUUUUUAUUUUUAUUGAA
Molecule: messenger RNA, 1960 nt
Organism: Lathyrus oleraceus (garden pea)
Lineage: Eukaryota; Viridiplantae; Streptophyta; Magnoliopsida; Fabales; Fabaceae
Exons: 9
Coding region: 173-1717 (514 amino acids)
Source: RefSeq, a predicted model, not a curated record